Molecule: messenger RNA, 1495 nt
Organism: Diceros bicornis minor
Lineage: Eukaryota; Metazoa; Chordata; Mammalia; Perissodactyla; Rhinocerotidae
Gene: SNRPD1
Product: small nuclear ribonucleoprotein D1 polypeptide
Exons: 4
Coding region: 96-455 (119 amino acids)
Biological process (GO): spliceosomal snRNP assembly; RNA processing
Cellular component (GO): U1 snRNP; precatalytic spliceosome; pICln-Sm protein complex
Molecular function (GO): RNA binding
Source: RefSeq, a predicted model, not a curated record
GUAGGCGUUUCCGGCCAUUCAUACUCCCAGUCCGUUGGCGCUUGGUUGUGGCCUUGCGUGCACUCUCGGAUCGAAAGGGCGACGGCGCCGCUAGCAUGAAGCUUGUGAGAUUUUUGAUGAAAUUGAGUCACGAAACUGUAACCAUUGAAUUAAAGAAUGGAACACAGGUCCAUGGAACAAUCACAGGUGUAGAUGUCAGCAUGAAUACACAUCUUAAAGCUGUGAAAAUGACCCUGAAGAACAGAGAACCUGUACAGCUGGAAACACUGAGUAUUCGAGGAAAUAACAUUCGGUAUUUUAUUCUGCCAGACAGCUUACCUCUGGAUACACUACUUGUGGAUGUUGAACCGAAGGUGAAAUCUAAGAAAAGAGAAGCUGUUGCAGGAAGAGGCCGAGGCCGAGGAAGAGGAAGAGGACGUGGCCGGGGCAGAGGAAGAGGGGGUCCUAGGCGAUAAUGUCUCUCAGGAUUACUGUUUCAAAGUGAUAUGUGAUUUGGCAUCUUUUUUGUACAGGUUUUGUUUGUUUAUGUCAGUUUUUAAUAAACAUAAAUGUAGGACAGUUGUCUGUUGACUAUAUCAAGUUAAGUUUUAAUAGUUCACAUAUAUUCAUCAUACUAGCUCAGUAAGAUCUAAGCAUUACUACUAGGCAGUCCCAGAAUAAUUCCAUUCUUAGAUCAGACUUUCAAUUUUUUAAACUAAAAUAUUUCUUUUAUGAAUAUAUAUAGAAUAGACACCUUUUUACUUCACAUGCACUGAGUAUGCAUUUUGUUUUACUUUGACUCCGUUCUGUGGAGCUUAACUACAAGUGACAUAAUAAGUUCUUUUUGGUACUUCAGGAACUAAAGUCCUAUGGAAUGGGGUGUAGAAUUGGUUCUCCUUUCCUGAGUUUUGCUCAGGAAGACUUAGAUACUUAGUAUGGAGACUUAGAUACUUAGUAAGAGAUGAUAGUCAUCUUGUAAUCAGGAGUCAUUGAUUUUUUUGUCAUUGUUAACGUUUUUUUGGUUUUGUUUCAUUUUUUUAAGUUCUCAAUAGAAUAUAGUUUUACAUUCUCUUGAGUUGAAACUGCAGAUAACAUUCACUAGAUCAUCAGUUGUGAGCAGUGUUGAAACCUGUUAAUGUGGAGUGUAUGUGUCAUUGGCUCCUUUAUCAAAUACUUUUACAAGGAGUUUUUAAGAACAAAAGGAAAAAGACUAAUUUUGUUUGACAGCAAAACUAGAUUCUUUCCAGUUAUUAAUAAGGAUUUUUUAAAAGUUGUUUUAAUUGAUUAAGCUUAGAGAAAAAUACCUCUCGGUGUGUACAGUCCUUGUAAAGUUUACUACCAUUUGUUUAUAUGAUUAGGAAAAAACCUAACUUUGAGGAUUAGGGGAGAACUAAAUCUGUGUUUUCAUGUAAUCAUGCAUGUGGAGUUUUGUUUUUUAAAUAAGAAGCAGAAAGAUUGUUAUUGGAAAAAAAGGUUUAGGUCUUAUAAGGUUAUGUAAAUUGAGAGAGAAAGAGCA